ACCAUCUUCCUAGCCACUACUAAAAAUCAGGGAACGUUUGAAAAAGACUCUUACCAAGAAUCACCCUUCUAGCCUUUCUACCCCCAACAAAUCUGUCCCACUCAACCCUGCAAACUACAAUCCAUUUCUAUAUCAGUUUUUUUCAAGGUUUUCAAACAACAUUGGAUCUUCUUCAACUCUCUUUUAUUUUCAUGUCUUCCAACAAGAAAAAUCUGUUAAAAACCCUGUUAACAGCCAAUGCUGGAUGUGGCUGUGGCAGGCAAAACCUUUCUGAUGUUUAUGAACCAAAACCAAAAUCCAAAACCUCUGCACCCCAAAUUCUUAAGCCUUCCUCUUCGUCGAGUUCUCACGAUAGAAACGUUGCCGUUUCAGCCAUGGAAAACGAUGACCUGACAUCCACUUCCUUCUCUUUCAACAAUAUCGAUACAAUAUCAUCAUCCACUACCCUCAACUCUGAAUCUGAACCUGAUCUCUCAAGACCGUCGAAAGUUAUGCUCAGCCCUUGCCCUAAAAUCAUCGACAGCAUCGCUGUGGUGAAGGACUCAAACGACCCAUAUCAAGAUUUUCGACAUUCGAUGAUCCAAAUGAUCAUGGAAAAACAACUCUACACCAAAGAUGAUCUUCGGGAGCUUCUUCAAUGCUUUUUGGAGCUGAAUUCUCCAUGCCACCAUGAUGUUAUUGUCAAGGCUUUCAUGGAGAUCUGGAACCAGGUUAUCUCCAAGGAGAUUGUUACGGUACUGGAGGAACCGUGUGUUGUUCAUGGAGAGAAACAUGGAUGAUCCUAGAGCAAGAAAGCUUUUGGCACGUGUUGGGAUGACAAACCGUGUGAAUACAUUGAGUUCGCACGUGGGAAGCCGCAUGGCGGUUUGUCAAAGUCAGGGUGCUAUAUAUGUAAGAUUUUUGCAUAUAACUAUAAUUAGUAACAAUAAUUAUAGAGAUUUUGUUUUUGUUUCUGUUUAAAAAAUUGAUAAGCAAUUUAUAAGAAGGUUGCAAAUUGUGAUUUCCUUUUUAAUUAUUUUAAAAAAAAAUUAUUUUAAUUAUAAACAGAGAAAAAAAAAUCUUAGAUUUGCAUUUAUAACUAACUGUGCAGUUUUUAAUGUUAGUAGUUGGCUACAUCUGUUGCUGUUUUUAGGUUUGAAAAAAAAAAAAAAAGCAAAAGAGUUGUUGGCCCUUUUUUCAUU
Molecule: messenger RNA, 1181 nt
Organism: Durio zibethinus
Lineage: Eukaryota; Viridiplantae; Streptophyta; Magnoliopsida; Malvales; Malvaceae
Biological process (GO): negative regulation of DNA-templated transcription
Source: RefSeq, a predicted model, not a curated record